AUGUGCCACGCGCUCUUUGUGCUUGGUCAGAGGAUGUCACAGAGGAAAGGAAGGCUUUGGUUGGAGUGGUCCGAGGAGGUGCUGGCAGCUUUGGCUGCGCCAACAGAGCCGUCGCCCUUCGAAGAGGAGCGAAAGCGGGAGGCACUGGAGCUUGCCUUCGCUUGCCUUCGCUUGCCUUCCUCCGUAUCUUCUCCUGUGUCUUCUUGUGCGAGUGUGACACUGAUGCUUCUUCGCGCCUCUUUGUCGCCUCUUGUAUCAGAGGUGGGCCGCCGACCCGCAGCUCCUCGGCCGAAGCGGGCAGUGCGGCGGACGCUGGAGUCCAAUCGGCGAAGCCGAGUCGGGCGAACUGACAUCAGAGACGAAGUGCACGAACCGGCAAAGGCAGAAGCAAGAUCUGAGGCAAAGCCCGAAACGAAGCCAGAAAAGCCUGGCGCAAAGACGGAGGCGAAGCCGAAGUCCGAGGCCAAAGCCAAGGAUGGCGAUGCCAAGGCAAAUGCCGACGUGGCUGAGUCGCCGCAUCUUGGCAUGUCUCAGCUUUAUGAGGCCUUCGAUGCCGUCGCCAGCGCCCCCUGGCACGAUAAGAAUACGGGGAAGAAGACGCUUUUCUCGGCGGUCAAAGCCCUCAUGCAAGUCGCGCGGGAGGAGGAUCAGGGACAGAAGCUAGCACAGAUGCUUGGUGCGGUGUCGGAUCGGCGAUCGGCCUCACCUUCGGUGGAGUCCGACUUGCAGAGCAGGCAGAGUCGGCAGAGUGACUUAACGGACUCUCGGAGAGGGUCGCCGGAGCCAGGCGGGCGACGGAAAUCGAGCAGCGCCAACAAGUCUCAACGGUCACAGGCUACCCUUGUUAAAGCAGCGGCUGCCUUCAAGUCCGCCCUGAGUGCUGCUGCUGGGCUGAACAUGAUUGAACAUGUUGCGGGCGCAACUGACACAACGACUGGCGGCAACCGACGUUUAUCGGUCGCAGAGCGCAUGGCAAUGACGUCAGGUUCGCGACCCACAGACAAGGACAAAGAGUCGGCAGAGGAGCGUUCCGACAGCCGCCAGGCCCAAGCACCCCCUUACCAUCCCAAACCGCUCCAGCACGAGCAUGCGGCGGCACAACACGGGGACCAACCACACGACAGCGACGCGGACGACGACCACAUGGUCUGCAGCAAGGCCGGUCAAGAGGCGGAAGUUGCCCAGAAGCCCGAGACCCCGGUCCAUGAGUUUGCUUCUCAGCGACGCGAGCGUGGGCAAGGGCACUGGAAGUGGCAAUCCCAGCCAUUUGAGGCUCCCCUCUGCUCCUUCCAGGAACUCGUCAACGUGGAGAAUAACCCCACUCCACUCUCCGAGGCGAUGGAGCGUGUUCGAAGCCUGGCGGGCGGGCAAAACUUUACGUGGGAGAGGUCUUCCGGUGCACACGGUGGGAGGUGUCAGCCUGAGUUGGCCAGAGCAGUUCCGGAGGAACUUGUCGUGAUGUUGCACAUCAGCUUUCCGAUCGUUCUGUGGUACCAACACAGCUGGGAGAACGAGAUCAAAAAGUCAAGGCCAACAGUUCCAGUGACAACCCUGUUGAUCGAGCCGAAGCAGCUUUUCCGCCCCAUGUUCCAGCUCUUCGUCUUUUUAAUGCUUUGUGUCUUUGUGCAGCGACAUUACCUGGACUUCGGAAGCACAGACUACAGGGUGAUCGUGGGAGGCUCGCACUAUCGAGAGGCUUUGGCGAGCAGGAAAGUCGUGUCAAAGCUGGAAGAUCCGCCGGAGCUUUGGUCGCAAUCUGUGGAACAGGUGCCCAUCAUUUGCAUCGACUCCUUCGUGGCCUUGUCGGCGCUACUUUUUUCUCCAGAGCGGCAGGUGUUGUAUGCUGGGGUUGACCCUACGCCUUCCUACCUUCGAUGGCUGCAAUAUAUUGGGGACCAGUACAACUUCCACAAGGCUCUCGGCUCCGAGAGCGAGCGAGCGCUGGAAGGAAGGUGUGCGUAUGCGUUGAGCGAUGGGAUUGCAAUGUCUGGUAGCAUAAUCAUGGCAGACCAGGCAAUCUUCGAAGCCAUUUUACCGGAGGUAUUUGAGAUGAACGAGUUUCUGGACUUCCCAGCAGUCAUUAUCUUCUAUGGCCGGCCACAGCAUCGAGGGCGAGAGUCUGACCCACUUGCAUGGGUCAACAGCCCCUCCUUGAUCAAGGGCUAUAUUGCCAGAUAUUCCGAGGACAACAAGUGCAGUAAGCAGCAGGCUUUUGUCGGACCCGAAGAAAAAGCACAUUCACCAGGCACUGAGCAGACCGGCAGUGAGAAGAUACGCAAUGAUGCCGAGAAGUGGUACUGCUGGAAUGGCCUUAAGGUGUGUGAGAUCGGGGUGCCCGUGCCUCACACGCAAGCCUCGUUCUUGUCUCCGUUUGUCAUCACGAGGCUGCACUUCACCACGUCAGCUGCAAAGGGAUGGGUCAUGAUGGUGAUGGGUCUGAAUCCUCACUUGGGCGAUUGCCUGUGGUGUCGCGAGUUGACAGGGGGCGAUGGUGAGGAGCAAGAUAAGGCAACACGUGGCGGCCCCAGGCUCUUUGCCAAUCCAGUGUGCUUCAUCUCCCAGUGGCUUCCGAUCCAGCUCGCAGAAGACGAUGCCAUGGCCACAGAUCCACAGUCCCUCGUUUCCAACGUGGAUGGCGGUCUGGAGAGCGGUGCUCCUUCAGAAGUUGCAUCUGAAGCUGGAGAUGACGAGGACAGCGACUCGAGAAAGUCCUGGUCUUUCAACACGCAGAUGGGAGGCUUUGGAGGUGGGCCUUCGCCUCGCACGGACAAGGCUCCGGGACUACGCUGCUCAUGCGGUCAGUACAUACACGCCUCACAGCAGGGUGUCGGCAAGAAGGAUAAACAGGCCAAGAGCUCGCAAGGAGACGGCAUGGUGGCCACAGGCAUGGAGGCCCAGGAGGUGCGACAGGCGCUGUCCGCCCUCGGGGAGUAUGACCUGCUGCACACUUUCGUCGGCUUGAUGUCCGGAGGAUUGAACAUGGCUAAGUCUGUUUUACGCCUCCAUUUCAGCAUCGAUCCUGGGGCCUACCAGAACUUGCCCGAGCCUGCUUGCAAGCAGUGGGAAGUGGGGCUCAUGCCAUGGUAUCGUGAGUUUCACCGCAUGGACAUGCACUCCCGCAGCCGGCACGGGAUGCUUCUGGCCAGCAUCUUACGAGGCAUGCUCGGUGACGGGCUCACCAGUGGAUUGCACGAUGAGUCACUGGACAUGCUUCGCUUACCGCUUCCAAUGUGUUGGUCUCAGUACUAUCAUAAGAGACGGCACGCAAGCAGAGUUUUCGUUAAGUUGCCAGCAAGCCUUCGAUCAUCCAAGGGCUCCUGCCGCCGCAGACAUUGGGACCUUGCAACCCCGCCAGGCUUCUCGCGGCUGCAUGUAAAGGAGUACAAGUUCAGGUGGUAUCAGACAUUCAUGGCAACAUGUGGCAUGAGGCCGCACGUGCUCCUGGACAUGUGUGGCAUGGUCGCACUUCUUGAGCCAGAAUCAUUAAGCUGGAGGGGGGGUGGGGGGGGUGCUCCAGCAUGA
Symbiodinium natans is the source of this 3522-nucleotide messenger RNA. The record is from the annotation of a GenBank genome assembly. NCBI's taxonomy places the organism in Eukaryota, Dinophyceae, Suessiales, Symbiodiniaceae.